UCAGUUUUUUCUCCAAGUGAGGGUGUGUUUCCGGGUCAGGCGGGCGCCAUCUUGUGAUUGUCACUGGAUUAGGCGGUGGUUUGUGGCGGGUUUCACACCGAUCCAGUGUCGACAUAUUUCCCCUUUAACCUGCCGAAACCAAGGCCGAUUAGCGAUGAGUUACGGUCGAAUGCCGCCCGAUAUCGAGGGGAUGACUUCGCUGAAGGUGGACAACCUGACUUACCGCACGUCGCCUGAGACGCUGAAGCGCGUGUUUGAGAAGUACGGCAAAGUGGGCGACGUUUACAUCCCCCGGGACCGCUUCACCCGGGAGAGCCGCGGCUUCGCCUUCGUCCGCUUCCACGACAAGCGGGACGCCGAGGAUGCCAUCGACGCCAUGGACGGCGCAGUGCUGGACGGCAGGGAACUGAGGGUGCAGAUGGCGCGCUACGGCCGCCCGGCCGAAUCCCACCGGAGAGGAGGCUCGUCCCGCCGGUAUGGCGGCGCUUACGGCAGGAGAAGCCGCAGUCCUAGAAGACGACGUCGAUCUCGUACAAGAUCCAGAAGCCGAACUAGAUCAAGAUCUCGCUACAGCAGGUCCAGGUCUCGAUCAUAUUCUCGAUCUAGAACCCGUUCAAAAUCUAGAUCUGUUGAAAGAUCAAGGUCCAAGUCAAAGUCUAAAUCAAAGUCAAGAUCUCGGUCCAGAUCGAGGACAAGGUCUAGAAGCGGAUCUCAGAUGUCUCAAGGGUCAAAGUCGAAAUCCAGGUCUAGAACCCCCAUUUAUUCAAGAUCUCCACAGAAAGAUGGAAUUGAAUCACCAUAAAAAAGCGGUAAAUUGCACCAAACAGGGGUACUGGCCUGGAGGAGUUGCUGUGCCCAGCAGUGUGAGAGCUGAAUGAACAAACAGUUGAAAUUGCAGAGUUGCUGAAGUCAUGAUGCCAAGAUGCUGCCUCUUCUGAUAAUUUGGCUCCUUCACACUUCAGGCACAGUAACUUUUUCAAACCAUUUCCUUAGUUUAUCAUCCACAUUCGUGUUUGCACAGCAGCAGAAAUAGGAAGUCAGGAAAUAUGAUAUUCUGGAUGGCUGGAAGAUUUACGUGGUAGAUGCCUUGCAAGAAAUAUCAUCUCUUGCCUUCUGUUUAGGUGAUGGAGACACCUUCCUAAAAUAAGCAGUGAUCUACUUAAAAGGCGCAGUUGUGUAGCAGUUCUGUAAAGCGGGUUAGCUGUAAGGUGGCGUGUUGCAGUGCAGUGCAGAGUGCUUGGCUGUGUCCUGUAUUCUCCUGAUUGCUCCUGUAAUGAUGCCUUGACGUGCAGAAAAUAUGGCUGUCCAGUAAAAUGCCUGUCAGCUGCACCUCCAGAGACGUGGCUGCGUGUAAAUUAUGGAGCAGGCAGUAAGCACCUUUAGCUACCUUGUUUUUGUACUUGGUAAUGUGGUUUAUCCAUUUACACUUGGAAUACACUGUUUAGAAUGCUGUUAAUUUUGAAAUUGAUUGUAAUUAACAGUUUUAUUUGUUUCAGUACAUAAAAUCCUGUACAACUUGUAUUUCUGUAAUUAAUUAAAGAUUUUUUUCUUGG
Molecule: messenger RNA, 1553 nt
Organism: Carcharodon carcharias (great white shark)
Lineage: Eukaryota; Metazoa; Chordata; Chondrichthyes; Lamniformes; Lamnidae
Product: serine/arginine-rich splicing factor 2-like
Exons: 5
Coding region: 155-802 (215 amino acids)
Molecular function (GO): RNA binding
Source: RefSeq, a predicted model, not a curated record